Molecule: messenger RNA, 648 nt
Organism: Lachnellula hyalina
Lineage: Eukaryota; Fungi; Ascomycota; Leotiomycetes; Helotiales; Lachnaceae
Gene: sec22
Product: Protein transport protein
Exons: 4
Coding region: 1-648 (215 amino acids)
Biological process (GO): vesicle fusion with Golgi apparatus; retrograde vesicle-mediated transport, Golgi to endoplasmic reticulum; endoplasmic reticulum to Golgi vesicle-mediated transport
Cellular component (GO): endoplasmic reticulum membrane; SNARE complex; endoplasmic reticulum-Golgi intermediate compartment
Molecular function (GO): SNAP receptor activity
Source: RefSeq, a predicted model, not a curated record
AUGAUCAAAUCCACGCAAAUCGCCCGGCUCGACGGCCUUAUGCUUUGCGCUUCCGUCGACGAUGAACAAACGGAAUCCUCGCUCGCAGAGAUCAAGUCGCAAGUCAAGAUGAUUAUACGGAAACUCAGUCGGCAUGCGGAACCACAAGCUAGUAUUGAGAGCGGCUCGUAUACUAUCCACUAUCUCAUCUCGGCCGACAUAGUAUACAUCUGCAUCUCCGAGCGCUCCUAUCCACGAAAACUAGCCUUCACCUACCUCUCCGACCUCUCAACGGAAUUCAGCACCACCUACCCCUCCAACACCGUCCUCUCCCCCUCGCUCCGUCCCUACGCGUUCAUGGAGUUCGACACGUUCAUUGCGCGCACGAAAGCCACGUACUCGGACACGCGCGCCACGCAGAACCUAGACAAGCUGAACGACGAGCUGCGGGACGUGACCAAGGUGAUGACGAAGAAUAUCGAGGAUCUGCUGUAUAGAGGGGAUAGUCUGGAGCGCAUGGGUGAGGUGAGCUCGCGGUUGAGGGAGGAUAGUAGGAAAUAUAAACGGGCGGCCGAGCGGAUUAAUUGGGAGUUGUUGCUGAAGCAGUAUGGGCCAUUAGGGGGGUUGGGACUGUUUAUUAUAUUGUUUAUUUGGUGGAGGUUUUUUUGA